This is a messenger RNA of Podospora pseudopauciseta, 1194 nucleotides long. RefSeq lists its product as uncharacterized. The record is from RefSeq and is a predicted model, not a curated record. NCBI's taxonomy places the organism in Eukaryota, Fungi, Ascomycota, Sordariomycetes, Sordariales, Podosporaceae. The transcript is spliced from 2 exons. The coding region runs from base 1 to 1005 and encodes 334 amino acids.
AUGACAACAACGCCUUGCUCUUUACCUUGCGUACCGCAUAUUGUUGGGCCGGAUAGAGGGUCGAAUAACGAGAUUAUGAAAGCUCAGAAUUAUCAAACCCCACCGCCAUCACGACCUACAGAGACGAUGAUGGAUCCUCAAAGACAACAAGAACCUAUCUCGUCUUCAUCCUCCACCACCGAGGCCGAAGUCGAAACACCCACCAACGACCCCCCACCACCACCACCACCAAAAACCCUCCUCACGGCUUCCAAACUUUGGAACUACCUCAAUCAAGACAUCAAACCCACCGCCUUUGCCGAGAUCCAACUUACGCUUUUAACAUUCUGCAUCGGUUUACAAGACGCAGUCUCCUUCCCCGACUUCCACUGCUUCGCCUCCAACCAAACAGGCAACACCGUCUUCCUCGUCCUAGCCAUCAUCCUCCCCGAGAUGAACGGCGAGAUGUUUGUCACCUCCAACAUCGCCGUCGCCCUGGGCUUCUUCCUCGCGGCCGCCUACCUCACCGGCCAGCUCGGGCACAUCAUCGGCCCCCGCCGCCGCUUGUACAUCAUAAUCUGCAAUCUCAUCCAGACCUGCCUCGUCUUUGCGACUGCUGUCCUGCAGUACAAGAAGGGGGUCGAGCCCCAGGGUACACGAACCCUCCUGGCGAUUGGGUUUCUUGCCACUGCUGCGGGAUCGCAGGUUGUGGUGAGUAGGAGUUUGAAGAUGACCGAGAUUAGCACGGCGAUGGCGACGGCGGCGUGGUUGGAUUUGGUGAUUGAUCCUGAUUUGAUGAGGGUGAAAAAUAGGGGGAGGAAUAGGAGGUUGAUGUUUUUGGGGAGUUUGAUUUUGGGGACGUUGGUGGGGGCGGUGAUUUUCAAGAGGGUGGGGAGUGCGGUUGCGUUGUUUGUUAGUGCUGGGGGGAAGGGGGUGGUGACGGGGAUGUGGUUUGGUGUUGAGGGGGAGGAAAGUAGGAAGAGGGAGGGGCGGGAAGAGAAGGGGGAGAUGGGGGUGAUGGUUUAAGGGGAAAGGGGAAGUGAUGAUGAUGACAACAUUAGCGUGGAGUUUUGGGAUCUGGGAUACCUGGGUUUUUGCUUUAGAUGACUAGAAGACAAAAGCUGGGUUUAGAUAUGAUGUAUGAGGAGAAUUUUAGAGUACCCUAGAAUGUGUUGUGAUGGUCAGCUUUCAAACCUGUAAUCCUGUUUUCUAUUG